Molecule: messenger RNA, 1152 nt
Organism: Hemisphaericaspora subhashii
Lineage: Eukaryota; Fungi; Ascomycota; Pichiomycetes; Serinales; Debaryomycetaceae
Gene: SLU7
Product: mRNA splicing protein
Exons: 1
Coding region: 1-1152 (383 amino acids)
Biological process (GO): mRNA splicing, via spliceosome
Cellular component (GO): spliceosomal complex
Molecular function (GO): pre-mRNA 3'-splice site binding
Source: RefSeq, a predicted model, not a curated record
AUGUCUAAAGCACCAAAUAAAGAGAUAAACCCCUAUAUACCGAAGUAUAUAACAUCAAAACCAUGGUAUCAAGAUGCGCAACAAACCAAGACCAAGCAUGAAGAAGAAGGCGACAAUAAUGGCCAAUCCGAUGACUACCUAUCUCAUCAUCGAAAACAACCCAAAGAAAUCGUCGAUUAUAGUCAGGCCAAAAUUGGUUCAGGGAUUCAGGACAAUUUCGAAGGAAGUAUUCGAAAAGAUGUGACUGGUGACAAUUAUGACAUGAAGCGAGAUAGAUGGUAUGGCUAUUCUCUGGAGGAAUGGCUAGAUCAGAUUAAGAAAUGGGAAGAGUCACAUCAACAACAACAGAAAACAAAACGACGAAAAGUAGAUAAAAAUAAGAAUGGGGAUGAAGAUUCUGAUGAUACUGAUUAUGAAUUAGAAUUAAUUGAAUUGGGUCUCGAAAAGAAAGAUAUCUUUAGUAAUAUCAAAGAAGACCCUAUGGAGAAGAUGUUACGUGAUAGACAAGAUAUACCGUCCUAUAUAUAUAAUAUCACCAGUAAUGAAAACAAUAAAAUCCGAUUAGAAUAUGAUCCAAAAUCAAGAAUCACUAAGGAUCCAAGUAAAGGGUUUUUAAAUGAUCAAAAUCAAUUUAUUAAACGACGUGAAGGAGAUGCUAAAGAUUUAACUAAUUUACAAAAAUUAGCUUGGGAAUUAGAUCAACAAGAUAAAAAGAAAUCAUUAGCUAUUUUGAAGGAACAAGAAAUUGAAGCAGAAAAUAUACCGGAGACUGAUUUGAAGUAUAGUCUUGAAGCUAGUCCGACUUUGAUGAUGUUGAAAGCUAAACAAGCAAAAGAGGAACAAUUAAGGAGAUCAGCUUUGAAAAGACAAGAAUUAUUGAAUAAAUAUGGAAGUGCAAGUUCUGCUUCCAAAGACAGCACUGACAUAACACCACCGAUACACGCACAACAGUACCAGUCCGACCAGAACCUGGAAUCAAUCAGUGAUCCAACCUUGGAUAAGAAUGGAUUGAGAAAAUCUCGAUAUGUGGAAGACCAAAUAGGACUAGACCAUACAACUAUUUAUGGAAGCUUUUAUAAAAAUGGGAAAUGGGGAUAUUCAUGUUGCAAACAACUAGCCAAGAAUUCAUAUUGUACCAAUAGCAAACCAUGA